UCAAUAACUCAUUUCAUUUCUUAUCAUAAACCAUAUUUCGCCCCUCUCUCUCUCUAGAAUUGUUCCACUUAACCGGAAAAAUGGACGUAAGCAGCAUAGAUGAAAGCACAACUAGUGAAUCCAUUUCGAUGACCCCGCCAGCGACGGAGACGAAUCCUCCGGCGGAGAAGCUCUGCCGCGUGGGAAGCGGCGCGAGCGUGAUCAUCGACGCGGCUGAGAACGGCGUGGAGGCGGAGUCGCGGAAGCUCCCGUCGUCGAGGUUCAAGGGCGUGGUGCCGCAGCCAAACGGGCGGUGGGGCGCCCAAAUCUACGAGAAGCACCAGCGCGUGUGGCUCGGCACCUUCAACGAGGAGGAGGAAGCCGCCCGAGCCUACGACACCGCCGCCCAGCGCUUCCGCGGCCGCGACGCCGUCACCAACUUCAAGCCCUUAUCCGAGCGCCACCACGACGACGGCGGCAUCGAGGCCACCUUCCUCAACUCCCACUCCAAAGCCGAGAUCGUCGACAUGCUGCGCAAGCACACCUACGCCGACGAGCUCGACCAGAGCCGCCGCCACUUCGGCGACAGGAGGGGCCGCAGCGGCCCCUCCUGCUCGCGCGCGGAUAAAGCUCCCGAGCAGCUCUUCGAGAAGGCCGUGACGCCCAGCGAUGUAGGGAAGCUGAACCGCCUCGUUAUCCCCAAACAGCACGCGGAGAAGCAUUUCCCAUUGCAGAGCGGGAACAGCUCCAAGGGAGUAUUGCUCAACUUCGAAGAUUCUGGCGGUAGUGUUUGGAGAUUUCGGUAUUCUUAUUGGAACAGCAGCCAGAGCUACGUGCUCACCAAGGGCUGGAGCCGUUUCGUCAAGGAGAAGAAUUUGCAGGCCGGCGACAUUGUCACUUUCAGUCGAUCCACCGGCCCGGAUAAGCAGCUUUACAUAGAUUUUAAGGCCAGGAAUAGCGACGCCCCGGCCCAGGAUAAGCCCACGGUAGUGAGGCUGUUUGGUGUGAACAUAUCGGGCGGCGGCGAUGAGAGCUGCGGUGGGAAGAGGAUGAUGGAGAUGGAGAUAUUCGGAUUGAAAAAUGCUAACAAGAAACAAAGGAUUAUUGAUGCUUUGUGACAUCUGAUUUCAAGAUUUACUAUUUUUUAGUAGUUAAUUUCUAGGUAUUUUGUUGUUUGAUUUUUGUAAUCACUAUUGUAGAUUGAUAAUUAUGUUGGUGCAAGUGGCAGGGAAAAAAUGUUUGUAAAUGUACAGUAGUCAGACACGAGAAAAAAGGACUGGUAGAUGAAGAGAACUUAGGUGGAUAUGAAAUUUUAAAUUUUAGUAGAGUAUAAUAUUAGUAUGAAAGA
This is a messenger RNA of Salvia splendens (bonfire salvia), 1327 nucleotides long. Its product is annotated as AP2/ERF and B3 domain-containing transcription repressor RAV2-like. The coding region runs from base 81 to 1097 and encodes 338 amino acids. The transcript has a single exon. The record is from RefSeq and is a predicted model, not a curated record. Gene Ontology annotation, molecular function: DNA-binding transcription factor activity; DNA binding. Lineage: Eukaryota; Viridiplantae; Streptophyta; Magnoliopsida; Lamiales; Lamiaceae. Gene Ontology annotation, biological process: regulation of DNA-templated transcription.